Messenger RNA from Sorghum bicolor (sorghum), 980 nucleotides. RefSeq names its product thioredoxin M2, chloroplastic. The record is from RefSeq and is a predicted model, not a curated record. NCBI's taxonomy places the organism in Eukaryota, Viridiplantae, Streptophyta, Magnoliopsida, Poales, Poaceae. The transcript has 2 exons. Bases 148 to 708 code for a protein of 186 amino acids. Gene Ontology annotation, molecular function: oxidoreductase activity, acting on a sulfur group of donors, disulfide as acceptor; protein-disulfide reductase activity. Gene Ontology annotation, cellular component: cytoplasm.
UUCCCCUGUCUGUCUCCCUCUCGUCUCGUCGCAUCGCACUCGGCCACUCGCACUCGCACGGUCCGGGCACCCGCACCGCAACAAAAAACGUGCCCCCGCCUUGCGUUGCCUUCUCGAACUCUCCCCCCGUCCCCGUCGCGGAUCGCCAUGGCCGCCGGCCUCGCCUUCCCCGUCCCCGCCGCCUCCUCUCCACUCGCCCGCGUCUCCUCACCUGCCCACACCGCGCACCGCAUCUGCUGCGCGAUCCCGUCGUCGUCCUCGCCCCGCACCGUCAAAUACCCGCCGCUCCGUGCGGCUACCGUCCUCUCCGGGAACAGACGGGGCACGGGCCGUGGCGCGUCCGUAGUGUGCGCCGUCCAAGGCCAGGACGCGAACGCGACCAUCCAAGUCCCAGAUGUGACAAAGUCAACAUGGCAAUCACUUGUGAUUGAGAGCGAGCUUCCUGUCCUUGUUGAGUUCUGGGCUUCAUGGUGCGGGCCAUGCAAAAUGAUAGAUCCAGUUGUUGGCAAGCUCUCAAAGGACUACGAGGGAAAGCUGAGAUGCUACAAGCUCAACACAGAUGAGAACCCAGACAUAGCAAGCCAGUACGGGGUCCGGAGCAUCCCCACCCUGAUGAUACUCAAGAAUGGCGAGAAAAAGGAGUCGGUCAUUGGGGCUGUGCCUGAGAGCACACUGGUCACAUGCAUCGAGAAAUUUGUUGAGAGGUAAAAUGCGCAGUGGAUCUCUUUCUCUUGAGCACAGUUUCCUUUCAAUCAAAAGGAACCACUUGAGCCAUACGGAGAACAGUUCUAUAAUAACUGCCUGUAGAUAAUGGGAUUAUAUAUAUGUUCGAUUAUUGUUUGAGGAAAGCGGCAUGAACACCCCAGCCUGGUUUUAUUCUCUUACUAUUCUUUAGAGCUCUGAAAUGUGUAACGUGGACGUCAGAGAACCUCGUUCGAUUCUCGUUAAUAUAAGAAUACACACAUCAUUGCUUAUGGCCA